This is a messenger RNA of Tilletiopsis washingtonensis, 1867 nucleotides long. Its product is annotated as MFS general substrate transporter. Gene Ontology annotation, cellular component: fungal-type vacuole membrane. The transcript has a single exon. Bases 384 to 1760 code for a protein of 458 amino acids. Gene Ontology annotation, molecular function: transmembrane transporter activity. NCBI's taxonomy places the organism in Eukaryota, Fungi, Basidiomycota, Exobasidiomycetes, Entylomatales. The record is from RefSeq and is a predicted model, not a curated record. Gene Ontology annotation, biological process: transmembrane transport.
UACCACGCUCUGCCGCACCGCGCACGUCUCACCUCGCUCCGUCGAGCACGCAAACACGGCCGCUAUCAAGCUCGCACGCUAAAUAUAGCGCUGCGCCGCGGGCGAUGCUGCACAGUGACGCCGUCUCCGCCCAUGCACCCCGCCGCUGCCGCCGGCACGGGGACAGGCGUGCCGCCGACACGGCGCUAGCUUGAGAUUCUCGCACCUCCAUCGGGGCGAGCUGCUCCCUGCGGAAUCGUGGUGCAGGAUGGCUCUGCUAUUGCUGCGGCCGUGCAAGUUGUGCCUCGCAGGACGAAGCGUCUGCCAGCGUCGCGGCUGCGCAGUCCUGAGCUCGGCGCCUCGCACCUCUGCGCUUGGCUUUGCACCACAUCCACCUAGCAGCCAUGUCGUCUCCACGCAGCGAAGACAGCCACCCGCGCGACGAUGCCACCGUUGUGGCACACGACGAGGACAAGGAGAUGCAGCGCACUGAGGAGAAGGCUGCGACAGCGCCUGCGAGUCCUGCGGCCGCGCCGAGCGUGCCCGACGGCGGCCGGACAGCAUGGCUCACGGUGCUCGGCUGCUUCCUGGCCUUCUUUGCCAGCUUCGGCUUCGUCACGGGCUAUGGCGUGUUCCAGUCGUACUACGAGGGCAUCCUGCCGAGCUACUCGUCCGACGACAUCAGCUGGAUCGGCUCCUUCCAGCUCUGGGCCAUCACGGGCAUGGCGCUGCCGUCCGUGAUCCUCUCGGCGCACGUCGGACCGCACGUCACGCUGGCCAUCGGCACGUUCCUCACAGUGUUCGGCGUCAUGAUGGCCUCGAUCUCGAAGGAGUACUACCAGCUGCUCCUGUCGCACGGCAUCUGCACGGGCCUCGGCAUCGGCCUCACCUUUAUGCCCAUCGUCGGCCUCCCGAACCAAUGGUUCUCGAAGCGCCGCGGCCUCGCCGUGGGCCUCGCGCUCGGUGGCUCGUCGGUCGGCGGCGUCAUCUGGCCGGUCGUCUUCAACCAGAUGGUCAACCACGACCGCAUCUCCUACGGCUGGACGAUGCGCACGAUCGGCUUCCUGCAGCUCGCGCUGAUGGGCACGGCCAUUGCGCUGAUCCGCUCCAACGUGCCGCGCAACAAGGCAGUCAAGCUCUCGUCGUUCCACAAGCCGCUGAUGAUGGCCGUCAAGAGCGUCGGCGUCGUGCUCUUUGCGCUCGGCCUGCUGCUGCACUUCUUCGGCAUCUACGUGCCGUACUUCUACGCCCCGGCCUACGCACAGUCGCUUGGCGCCUCGCCCUACACGGCCUUCUGGGUGUCGGCAGUGCUGAACGCGGCGACGUUCUUCGGGCGCUUCGCGCUCGGCGCCGUCUCCGACUCGCUGGGCCACGGCAACACGCUGCUGGUCAGCGUCGUCGUGAGCGCCGCGCUGGCGUUUGCCUGGCAGGGCGUCUCCUCGGCCGCCGGCAUCUUCGUCUGGGUCGUCUUCUACGGCUUCUUCAGCGGUGCCAGCGUCUCGCUGCAGAGUCCGGCCAUUGUGCCGCUGGUGCCGAACCCCAAGCUGCAGCUCAUGGGCCCGUACAUCGCCAUCCUGUGCUCCUUCAGUUCGUUUGGCUCGCUCGGCGGCUCGCCAAUCGCCGGCCGCCUGCUGCGCAGCAGCGCCAUGGGCAAGGCAGCGCCCGGGCCCGAGGACUUCCACGGCAUGAUGUACUUCACCGGCGGCAUUCUCUUUGCCUCGUGUGCUUUCUACAUCGCCGCCCGCGCCACGUACGAGCGGAACCCGCUCGCCAAGGCGUGACGCAGCGAGCCUUUCUCUUGACGAUCCCGUGUUCCUCCUUUCACGCUUCUCUUAAUGACACACUUACGCUCGUGGCUGUCGAGCUCCGAAUGGUGUGAAUGAGGGUG